Molecule: messenger RNA, 975 nt
Organism: Penicillium expansum
Lineage: Eukaryota; Fungi; Ascomycota; Eurotiomycetes; Eurotiales; Aspergillaceae
Exons: 5
Coding region: 1-975 (324 amino acids)
Molecular function (GO): arylformamidase activity
Source: RefSeq, a predicted model, not a curated record
AUGAUGGCCCAGUCUCCCUUUGACACCCCAUUUGAUCAGCUCCCGAAUCCAAAACAGGUUUGGCUAGGAAAGCCAGGUAGCCAUGAAGAGGGUCUGGGGAAACUAGCUAUUCUUACCCCUGAAGUCGUUGCCGCAGCUUCUGCCAGCGAGAUCAGAUGUGGUCGACGCGUGACGAUGGGAUGGGAAAUGACGAAAUUGGAUUUUCCCAAUCUCAACCGCCAGCCAUGUCAUCAUCAGAUUGUGUCUCUUCUGGGAGGGGUAGCAUUCGAUGAUAUCUAUACUAUGAACCCACAGCAAAGUAGCCAGUGGGACGGUCUGCGCCAUUUUUCUCAGGCAGUGCCUGGUCAAUCUGAACGUAUGUUUUAUGGCGGAACAACCAGUGAAGAAAUCAAGGAUCGCCAAAAUGAUCGAAUUGGUCUCCAGCAUUGGGCCCGAGAGGGAAUUGCAGGACGUGGAGUCUUGAUUGACUACGCUACAUGGGCUGAGAAAAAGGGGAUUAAAUAUACCACAUUCUCGACCCACCAAGUGCGUUUUGCCGACAUCCUCGAAAUUUCCGAGGAGAACAAUAUCACGUUCCAAAAGGGUGAUAUUCUUUUUGUUCGUAUAGGAGUCACCAAGGAGUGGGACACGUCCAUGACAAACGCCCAAAAACAAGCUUAUUCGGAUAACCCCAGCCCAGAGCAUGCUGGAGUUGAGGCAACCACAGAAGUCCUCCGCUGGCUGUGGGACACCGGGUUCGCCGCCAUCGCCAGUGACGCAAUCAGUUGGGAGGUCUACCCACCACAAUCUCCUGAUAUCUUCCUCCAUGAAUAUGUGCUUGCUGGAUGGGGAAUGCCGAUCGGGGAACUGUUCGAUCUUGAGGCGCUGGCACGCACCUGCCAAGAGCUCCAGCGGUGGAGCUUUUUCGUGGCAUCCGUGCCUUUGAACAUGCCCGGUGGGGUUUCCUCGCCUCCGAACGUGAUGGCUAUCUUCUAG